CACCAGUCUAGCUCCUCAGACAAGGGCCUACUUUCGGAGUCAGUUGUGAUACAAGGAAGAAUGCAGAUUCUCUCUGCGCCAUCAACAGACUGAGACAAGGACAACUCAGGACGAACAAAACCGCCGUCAAACAACUUAUCGUCCUUUCAAACUCAAUGAAAAGUUCACUCAGUCGACCAACAACCAAUAGAAUCUCCCUCUAUUCUGAUUCAACUCAAAGAUAAACUCAGUAAAGCAUGUCCUUACUCAAAAGCCACAACACUUAUAAGAAUCAUGAGGUUUGCUUGCCAAAAGACUGGGCAGAGUCACAACUACUGGCAGCAUCUCUCAAGCAACACAUCAUCUCAGCCACCGCAACACAAGACCAAGCACCAUGGACUCGACCGCGCCCCGUCGCAGUGAGCCCUACACCCACGCCUGGCUAGCAUCCACGGCAGCCAAGACAUCCUACAUCCUGGACAACUUGCACAUCCCGCACGUCAUCUGGGGCGACGCCGUCUUCGGCUACCUGGGCCUGCAGCUAACGAUCACCAGUUCGGACUACGUAAUCGAAGACGAGUUUUUCGCCGUCGCCGUACACACCCUGUCCACCUUCCCCGAAGGACUGGACUUCUGCUGCCAGGCCCCCGACCCUACCGAUAUCACCAGCACUAACACCUCACCCCCCUGCACCUGGCACUCGCACCCCCGAUCCAAAGGCACCCUCCUGCCAGACGCGCACUUCAUCGUCAACGACAAGCACCACCUGCACCUAUACCGCAAAUCCCGACUCCUGUGGUGGGUCCCGCGGCUGCAGGAACCUCGCGACGAGGAGGACUCCCUAUUCAUGUGCACCUGCGACCCGCGACUGCCCCCGCCGCGAGCCACGGAGCACCGGGGCGGACCGGGACGGGGGCCCACCGACCUGGCCGCGACGCACUACCCGGUGCCCAUGCUGAAGCCGCACGUCUACGCGGCAGCGCUGGUGUUCCUGGCGGUCCGGAAUGUCGCGCACGAGAUCGAGGCGCACUGGGACAAUGAGCUGGACAAGAUGGCCGCGGCAAUCGCCGUGUGCCCGCUGUACCGGCAGCGGGAUGUCCCGGAUGUGUUCUUGGAGUUCGUUGCGCGCAGGGAGGAUACGUAUGUCUCGUUGACGAUCUUCACGGCGCUGUGGCGGCAGUUGCAGGAGCGGAUGCCCCCGGCGGAGGGGGAGCCCGUCAAGGAUUAUAGACGGCGGCGCCGGUGGUUGGAGAAGUGGAGGGGGGGUGACUUGCCCUGUUGAUUG
Molecule: messenger RNA, 1264 nt
Organism: Aspergillus uvarum CBS 121591
Lineage: Eukaryota; Fungi; Ascomycota; Eurotiomycetes; Eurotiales; Aspergillaceae
Exons: 1
Coding region: 374-1261 (295 amino acids)
Source: RefSeq, a predicted model, not a curated record